AUGGGUGAUGAGAUUCAGCCGCCAGCAGAUCAACUCGCCGCCGUCUCUUUGAGCAGUGAUGCAGCCUCGUCUUCGACCGUGAAAAAAGAGCGGUUUUCAGAUCGUGUCCUUGUUAAAUCUAUAUUAGGUCGACCCGACGGCGGAGCUGGACUUUCCGGCCAGAAAGUCCGAAUCUCCGGGCGGGUUAAAACUGGAAGGGAGCAAGGAAAAGGAACUUUCGCUUUCCUAGAGGUGAACGAUGGAUCCUGCCUAGUGAACCUUCAGGUUAUGGUGGACGCUUCUGUGUACGAUCUCUCCAAGCUGGUUCCUACGGGAACUUCUGUCGUCGUUGAUGGAUAUUUGAAGAUUCCGCCAGAAGGUAAACGUACGAAGCAGAAGAUUGAGCUUAGCGUGGAGAAGGUGGUUUUUGUGGGGACGGUGGAUAAGGAUUACCCGAUUCAUAAGACGGAUCUGAGUCUAAAGUAUUUGAGAGACUAUACUCAUCUUCGUUCAAGAACCAACUUGUUUGCAGCAGUUGAAAGUAUCCGAGAUGAGCUUGAAAAGGCGACACACGGCUUCUUUGGUGAAGAGGAUUUUCUAAAAAUCCGAACUCCUAUCAUCACAACGAGUGACUGCGAAGGUGCUGGUGAGAUGUUCCAAGUGACAACGUUGAUGAGCAAGCCUGUGUUGCCUGUUAAAGAUGGGAGAAUCGAUUAUUCCCAAGAUUUCUUCGGCCGUAAAGCUUUCUUGACAGUUUCUGGUCAGUUACAACUGGAAAUCUCUGCUUGUUCUCAUAGAAGUGCGUAUACAUUUGGCCCGACGUUCAGGGCAGAGAACUCUCACACCUCAAGGCAUCUUGCUGAGUUCUCGAUGGUUGAGGCUGAAUUAACAGAAGCUGAUCUUGAGGAUGAUAUGAACUGCGCAGAGGCAUAUGUGAAAUACAUGUGCGAGUGGUUGCUUGAAAAAUGUGACGAUGCGAUGGAGUUUAUGGCCAAGAACGCCGACGAGGGAUGCAUUGAGAGGCUAAAAAGUGUUGCCAUGACUCCGUUUGAGCGUGUUACAUACACCGAAGCAAUAGAGCUACUUGAGAAAGCUGUGUCUCAAGGGAAGGUAUUUGAGAACCAUGUGGAGUGGGGAAUCGACUUAGCAUCCGAGCAUGAAAGAUACUUGACAGAGGUUGUGUUUCAAAAGCCAGUUGUUGUCUAUAACUACCCCAAAGGAAUCAAAGCUUUCUACAUGAGAGUUAACGAUGAUGGAAAGACAGUCGCUGCCAUGGACGUUCUCGUUCCAAAGGUUGGAGAACUCAUUGGUGGAAGCCAAAGAGAAGAACGGUAUGAAGUCAUCAAGGAAAGGAUGGAGGAGAUGGGUCUACCAACGGAGCCAUACGAGUGGUACCUUGACUUGCGUCGUUUGGGGACAGUGAAACAUUCAGGAUUUGGACUUGGCUUUGAACGUAUGGUUCUCUUCGUCACAGGAAUGGAUAACAUCAGAGACGUUACUCCUUUCCCUCGUUAUCCUGGAAGAGCUGAUCUUUGA
Microthlaspi erraticum is the source of this 1515-nucleotide messenger RNA. NCBI's taxonomy places the organism in Eukaryota, Viridiplantae, Streptophyta, Magnoliopsida, Brassicales, Brassicaceae. The record is from the annotation of a GenBank genome assembly.